AUGGAUUUUCUAUUCUUUUACUUCAUUUUUCUUUUUGUCACUCCUGCUCCAUGUUAAACACCUUGGGAGGCUGUUAUGCACAUCAGGAUGGAGUUGGUUUCUAAGAGCCUGGUCUCUGAUGACGCAGACUGAGUCUUGAAUGGUCAGACCACUGUCCUGUGCUGGGGCUGUGUCAGGCCCUUCCCAGAGACUCCCACGUGUCCCCUCAUGACACUGCCUCUGCGUGGGUGACAAGGGAAUGGACCGCCACCCUCCCACACACCCCAUGCCCUUGGUUCUGCCCAGCCCUUUACCAACCUCACUCUUGGGCAGGCCUCAUGACCGCUCUGCCCCUGCAUUGCGGCUUUGGUGAACAAGCCUAGAGAAGGUGUGCCUCAGGCUGAGCAUCACACAGCAAGACAGGGCUUAGUCUGGUGUUAGGACCAAAGUUUCUUCUCCUCCUCGUCUUUUUAUUUUUUAAGAUGUGGUUGGAAGCCCGGGCUGCAUGGGGACAUGUGGAAAACAGGCACCUGAGAGUGUGGCUCCCGCGCCCUCAUGCCUCACAAGCUCCUCCAGGCUGUUCCAGGUGUGGGGCACUGUGUGUUCCAGGUGUGUGGGGCCAUGACGCGCCCUUGGGGCCUGCCCGCAAGGAGCCAUCGUUGUUGAGGGGCAGGACGCAGCUAAUAGAACGAUGUCCCACUCCCGUGAGCUUAGGAGCCCAAAUCAGCUACAAUGGAAGUGGCACUGGCUUCAGUUACAGAAAACCUGACGAAAUCCAAUGAGGCAGACCCAUAAAGGGAGCAGGGGCUUGUUCUCCCCAUGGUGAUGAGUCUGACGGUGCCAUUGGGGCACCAAGGCAGCUGCUCACAUCCUCAGCUUGGGACCCUGCCCCUUGCUGGCCACAUGGCUGCUGUCCUCGGGAUGCCGUGCCCACACUUCAGGCUGGAGCCAGGAGAAAGGAAGACUGUCAGUGAGGUGGGUGGCCACAGCUGCCCCUUCCAAAGGACCAGGAGGCUCGAUUGUGCCUCCUGCAGUCAUCCCCUGGGCAAACAGUGUCACAGCUGGCCCAGCUGCUGGUGAGGCUGGCUACAUUGAUGCCUUGAACAAAACUGGGGUUCUGUUGCUAAGGGACAAAGGAGGCCUGGGUAAUAGUGAGGGCGGCUCGGCGGGGUUGGUGGGUGCAGGAAUCAAGGACUGAGUGCCCGUGGGCUUUGCUGGAGCAGAAGCUGUGCUGGGAGCAGAGCAGGAGGUGCACAGGCCUUCUCCUGUCCAGGCAGGGGCUGCAGGGGAGCAAGGGAUGGUCUCCUGAGCAGGUGACAUUGAAGCCAGGCAGCAGAGGGUAGAGAGGAAGGGUGGGAGGGUGGGGAAACUCACGACAAAGCCAUAGGUUGACACUGACCUGGAAAUUCAGCUUAAACCCUGAGAAGUCCAUGCUACUAUUCAGAGAGGGAGCAUUUCUGAGGUUGGCUUUAGUGGGUGCUGCCUCAACGUUCCUUCCGAAGGCCUUGGAACCACCCCCUAACCUUGUUGCCCACAUUCCCUCUGGGACCUGGAAUGGUAGAUCCAAUUUGGGGGGUGCCAGCUGAGGACCAGGCAACCCCCACCCCCUUAGGUAACAGAACUCAGCGUCCUGGGGCCAAUCCCACUUAUUCACCCUGUUGGUCUCACUGGUUGGCCAAGGGGUGGGACCAGAGUUCUUCCCAGGGAGUCCUGCUUCUCUGGAGGAAGGAGGGAGCCCAGAGCUGCCCGAGGUCAUGUGAUGACCUCUUCCAGGGAGGGGCAGAGAUGAGGGAAGGGAGGGGAGCCCCGGCCCUAGGCCCAGGCAGCUAUUGGCUAUUUCCCUCAUCCCUUCCUGAGGACCCCUUAGCAUCCUCCUCCCCCUCCCCAUCGGCUCAGCCUGAGGGAGUGGGCUCCUGGCUCUUCCACGGAGAGGUUUACCUUCCCUGACUUGCUGUGGGGCACUCAGGCGGGCUCAUCCCAGAUUUCGGAGGAGCCAACAGGUACGGAGCCCCUCCUCUGGUGGUUCCUACCCACGCUAGACCAUUCCCCCUGCAGUGUCCAGGCACAGAAACAGCCCCAUAUACGCCUUGUAUGGUCAAGAAAGCGGCUCCUGGAGGUGGUCUGCCCUGGGAGGAAAGGGCUUCACUUUCCCCUCCUUUGCACACCUGAACACGGAGCUGUCAGAGGAGGCUGAGUGAGGUGGCGGCCAGACAGACAGCGCCAGCCACGGAAGGGGAGGUGGGCACCGUGCCAGGCACCCGGCAUCCUCAGUCCAGACUGACAGCUCUCAGACAGGCAUUGGUCCUGGCGAACCUUCCCCUUCAAGUGGAAGCUGGGGGGUCAGCAGUCAUGGGCAUCCUCCCUGGUUAGGAGCCGGCUUCCCUGCACUCUAGCUGUCCUAGCCGAAGAGUGAAGCCCUGUCCAAAUCAUGGCGAGGCUGCAAGACAGGCACACACUACUGCCUCCUGGGAGCCCAGGGGAGACUGAAAUACACCAAGGCAAGGAGCGUGGGUGGGCCCAGGACAGGCCGGCCUGAGCACCAGCCCAGGAAUGCUGGUGGGCAUGUGCCCCUCUUCCCUCCCACCCAUGUGUGCACACAUUUGUGCCAUAUACUACCGUUCCCAUGUUUGCGCCUGGGCACACACUUGUGCCAGCAUACACACACUUGUGCACUUGCACCUGGUGUCCAGGAACACUCCCUCAGCUCACAGACGUGCGCUGUGUGCACACAGUACCACGCAGUGUCCACGAGCACACUUUUGUGUUCGUGUUCACAGAACCCGUGUGCGCACACAUGCACAGUCCUGGGCUGCAGAGAACCCCAGCCAGCGGGGCGGUGGGGGAAGGGGAGGGCACGCCUCCUUCCCAGGAGCUCAGCAAGGCUGUCCGCGGGAGCCCAGGGCUGCCCGCAGGGCUUUGGCGUAGGCCUCGCAAGCACAGCAAGCAUCACAGAGUGAGGGCGGCGGGAGAACCUCCGCUUGCCGGAGAAGGUGCAGCGGACUCAUCACUCUUGCUCUCCUGCCUUGGGUGUGACUCUUGGUUCACCUCUGGGGAAACAGGCUGAAAGGUGACCCUGGCGGCCCAAGGACACACACCCAUUGUCCGCAGGUUCCUCCCAGGUGUCUUCUCCAGCAGGUCACCGGGAGAGCGAGGGGCUGGAGUCUUUCGGGAGCUCAGUGCCCGCAGGCAGAGCAGGGAAAGGGAGGCGCCCCAGGCCCCUGCGGAAGGAGGUCCCAGGAGGGUCUCCGCAAGGGGCUCCCUACUCUGCACUUCAGCUCCUCCAGGGAGGGGCUGCGACCUCGGGCAAAGGUCCCUCAGAUGUCUUGAGACUCAGUUUCCUCGUUGGUGACACUGGGAGUCCGGAGUCCCCGCGGGGCCUGCCAGCCCCCGGCCGAGCACGGCCCCACGCGGAGCCCGUGCAGCCUGACUUGGGGCCCAACGCCCGUCCCCGCAGCGCGAGACGCGCAGGUGCCCGGCCCUGCCCUGGCCGAGACCCGCCGCCUGCGCAGCCCCGCAGAAGCUCCAGCUUUGGCCCGUGUGAGGUCCGGGCUCGGCCUGGGCUGGGCGGAGCCCGCUCCCGAAGCGCCUCAGCGCCGGGCCGCCGCCCUCCACGUGACCUCCACCUUCGCCGUCAUCCCCAUAUGCAAAACGGGGAAACGGGGAAACGGAGGCCCACCACCAGGCAACUCAGUGUGGAGGCUGCUGGCCCUGCCAUCUGUAAGAAGAUGUCAUACGGAUCCAUCGCCCGUGGAGGUGGCCUGGGGAGCCGUGGCCCUUUCGGGGGACCUUCGAGACAAGGCUGUCAGCCCCUAGAGUGCGCUAGAUGUUGGACCGAGUAUGGAAUCCGCCAUUUCCCCUGCCCGUCGCCAGAGAGCAAGCUGCAGAACCGCUGUGUGGGGAAGGACGGGGAAGGUGAUCUGGGGCCAGCAGGCACGCCUAUUGUCCCAAGGGCCAGGAAGCGAGGGCCUGGGGUUGCCCCUGAAGGCAGCCGGAUGCCGGAGCCCACCUCAUCACCCACCAUUGGCCCGAGGAAGGACUCGGCUGCUGGGCCCCAUGGCCGGAUGGCGGGGCCCAGCACUACCCGGGCCAAGAAGAGGAAGCCCAACUUCUGCCCGCAGGAGACCGAGGUGCUGGUGUCCAAGGUGAGCAAGCACCACCAGCUGCUGUUUGGCACGGGGCUGCUGAAGGCCGAGCCCACUCGCAGGUACCGCGUGUGGAGCCGCAUCCUGCAGGCCGUGAAUGCGCUGGGCUACUGUCGCCGCGACGUUGUGGACCUGAAGCACAAGUGGCGGGACCUACGAGCCGUCGUGCGGCGCAAGCUGGGCGACCUCCGGAAGGCGGCCCAUGGCCCCAGCCCUGGUUCCGGCAAGCCCCAGGCCCUGGCUCUCACGCCCGUGGAGCAGGUGGUGGCCAAGACCUUCUCUUGCCAGGCCCUGCCCUCCGAGGGCUUCAGUCUGGAGCCGCCCAGAGCCACCCAGGUCGAUCCGUGCAACCUCCAGGAGCUGUUCCAGGAGAUGUCGGCCAACGUCUUCCGAAUCAACUCCAGUGUGACCUCCUUGGAGCGGAGCCUUCAGUCCUUAGGGACACCGAGUGACACGCAGGAGCUUCGGGACAGCCUGCACACGGCACAGCAGGAGACCAACAAGACCAUUGCAGCCAGCGCCAGCUCCGUGAAGCAGAUGGCCGAGCUGCUGCGCAGCUCCUGCCCGCAGGAGCGUCUGCAGCAGGAGCGUCCUCAGCUGGACCGGCUGAAAACCCAGCUCUCAGAUGCCAUUCAGUGCUAUGGAGUGGUGCAGAAGAAAAUUGCAGAAAAGUCCAGAGCGCUGCUUCCCAUGGCGCAGAGGGGCAGUAAACAGCAGAGUCCCCAGGCCCCGUUUGCCGAGCUGGCUGAUGAUGAGAAGGUCUUUAACGGGAGUGACAACAUGUGGCAGGGCCAGGAGCAGGCGCUGCUCCCGGACAUCACUGAAGAGGACCUGGAGGCCAUCCGGCUGCGGGAGGAGGCCAUCCUGCAGAUGGAGAGCAACUUGCUGGAUGUGAAUCAGAUCAUCAAGGACUUGGCCUCCAUGGUGUCAGAGCAAGGAGAAGCUGUUGGAGAAGCCCUACCCUUUUGCUGCUGGAGGCCACCCAUCAAGGACCUGACAGGCGAGAGGGUCCAGCAGCAGCAAAGCCAUCUGCCAGCAGAGCUGCAGCCCCGAGCCGGCCGCGGCAGCCCUGCUGCUGGGUGCCGGGCCGGGCUCCACACCCCUGCGGCCGGGCCCCCACUCCCGCACCAAGACACGCAAGCCCAACUUCAGCCCCCAGGAGACGGAGGUGCUGGUGCAGAGGGUGCGGCGCCACUACCCGCUGCUGUUCGGGGCGCUGCGGGGCACACCUGCCCGAAAGCACCGCGUGUGGAGCCGCAUCCUGCAGGCAGUGAACGCGCUGGGCUACUGCCGCCGCGACCUGGGGGACCUCAAGCACAAGUGGCGGGACCUGCGAGGUGCUGUGCGCAAGAAGCUGGCGGAGGGCGGCCCCGCCCCCGGCCUCCUCCUCACACCUGUGGAGCGCAUGGUGGCAGAGACCUUUUCUGCCCACGGUCCCCAAGGCGAGGGCCAGACCACGGAGCCCCUGCCAAGCCUCGUCUGCAGCCCGCAGCUGCCACUGGCUCCAAGGGUGACGCUGGCUCUGAGGGUGAUGCUGGCUCCGUGCUUCCUCCUGCCGCCUCCGUGCCUCCUCCCACCGCACCUCCUCUCCUCCUCAAGACACCGUGCCAGGAGCUCCUUCGCCGUCCUCCGCAUAUGGUGGCACACCCUUCGAAGCAGAGCCCCGCUGGACCCUCCCCUUCCUGGGAGCUGCUGGAAGGACUUUGGGAACGAAGCCCCGGAAGCAGGACCAGCUCCUUGAGGGCCACAGAGUGGACAGAAGGACCCAGCCUCACAGGACAGGCAGGGGCUGGCCUCAAACGCCCCCAGUGGCAGCCAUGGCAGAACUUGGAGCGCUGGGGCAUCCUCAGCUGCUCCUGCUCACAGCGGUGCAUGAGGCUGGGACCCAUGGGCAGAGUGGGCCGGACUGGUUGGGAGACGCAUGUAGACCCAGCCAACCCUGUGGCUGGGCUUGGACAAGGGGCCUGGGCUGUGGGCCUUGGGCGAUGGGCCUGGGCACUAGGCCUUGUGGUGGGGCUUGGGGGAUGGGCCUGGUCAGUGGGCCUCCUGAUGGGGUGGGGCUGGAGGAGGAUCUGGGUCCUCUCAGGCCUGUGCAGGCCAGGGAUGGCUGGAUCCACCCCCAUUGAGGCCACAUUGUCUCCUGAAGGGCAGAUUCUUGCAGCCAAGGGUCCUAUGGGCAGAGGCAGACCUGGUUUGGGGGUGCUUCAUGGCAAGGAUAGACAUGUGGUGUGGGGCUGAGAAGGAGGGGCCUGGCAGGGGUGGCACUGGUGUGGCCCAGGUGCUUAGUCCUUUUCUGCAAGUCCUCAGCCCUGGAGGCUGCAGGAACUCAGGUUUGCUCACCCUGUGGUUCCCUGCCCUAGACUGAGACCCAGCCUCGACUUCUGUGACCCCUGGUGGAUCAGCCACUCCAGGUCCCCAGGCCGCUGGGCUCCCCUGCAGCACGGGAGUCUUUGGUGCCUGUGAGCUGCUUUGAGUGGCCUGCCCUGCUGCUGACAGCAACUGACGUGUUGAAUUCCCAAGCGAGAGUGCUUAGGACAGGGCCAGACUUCCUCUUGUGGGCGCAGAGGCAGGAAGUAGGAAAGUGGCUGCCAAGCCUGAGGACAGGGUGGGGGCAUCCCAGCUGCAGGCCCAGUUGCCCCGAGCCGGCCAUGCUUUCCGCUCUGCAGCGGCACUGCCUGGGGUUUGGGCAGGGCCAGGCCUGCAGGGCUGGUCACGGCUGUGGGGCUGGGGGCAGCGAGUUGACCCAGUGCAGGGGGGUCUCCCACAGGGGUCCCUGUGCCCUGAGGGCACUGGGCAGGCAGUUUCCUUUGAGGUGUGUGUGCUGCUCUGCGAGUGUCUGGGGAGGGCGGUCCCAAAGGCUGCUCUCUCUGGCCCCUGGAGGCCUCUGGCCUAGUGCUUGGGUAUCCCUUGGACUCCUGGAGUCAGGGGAUGUGCAAGGGGCCCCCGUGGAGCACCCCCUGUGUUGGGAGGAGCAGGUGCCCAGGGCCUGUGGCUCUGCAGGGCUCACCUCACAGACUGGGGGCCUCCAAGACCUGACAAAGCCACUGGGCCCAGGGCUGAUGGCUGAUGAGGUAUUGGAGUGUCGCUCAGUACCACAGGUCCCACGCACCAAACCUGUCCUCACCCCACGAGCAACACGCGGCCGCACAGCACCGGGAGCAGCCCCCCUCCCCUUGUGCAUCUCUGUGCACUGCGCCGGGGCAGGACAUGGCGUGCCCACCUGGCAGCCUGGGCGCUGAGGGAGAUGUUGCUGGCUGCGGAGCUGGGCAGUGGUUGUGUGAGGUGUCUUGAAUGUGGGCAGUGCCAUGCUGGCUAAGAAUGCCCCUGGGACCGCCCUGGGUCUGUGGCCGGUGCAUGCAGCCCUGGAGCAGCAGGACAUCAGUCCCCAUUCUGAGGGUGGGCCUCCAGGUCACACACUACGAUCAGAGUCCCCAGGGCCAGGGCUAGGUGUAGAGCAGGAUUGGGCACAGGCUGAGUCCAAGGGUGGGGUCCAGGGCUUGGCUGAGGCUGCGUGUGGUCACGGGGCAGAGAAAGUGUCCAGCCAGGGCACAUGGCCUGUCCAGCACCACCUGUGUUAGCCCAGACCACCAUGGCCUUCCUGUCUCUGCUGGCAAAUGCUCUCCACUGUCCACAUUCACCUCUCAGCAACAGAAGCGAGGCCAGGCUGUUACCACUGCAGGUGUAAGGUGGCUCCUUUGCACGUGAGCGGGGCAUUGCCCGGGCCCAGGCUAGCGCCUCCUCCCUGGCAGGCUGGUCCCUCCUGAGUGGCAAUUGUGGGGGGAUCCGUCACACCUCUGGCCCCAUCUUCCUUCCCUCUCCUCCUCCAUUGGCUCAGAGGGUCGUGACCCUAAUGUGGCAGGACAUAGAGAGCAGAGUUCAGUUGGGGGCUGUCUGCAAGUGAGCAAAGGGGUGCUUUGCUCCAGGAGCGGCCGAGGCCGUCACCCAUACCCGCUCUCUGGGCUUUGGCUCCUUGUGCAGGAGCCUGGCUCUCCCCUCCCUGGCUAGGGCAGGAGCCCCCAGAUGCGGCGAUCAGGGUGUGUCUGCGAGUGCCUGCGGCUCCACUAGGGCCCUGCGCUGGGGGCAAGGGUGGGGUGGAGCUGGUGACCAAGGGUUCAAGGAUCCCUGUGAGGCCUGGGUGGGGGCUUCUGAAGGCAGGGCUCAUGGGUUCCACCUCCUGCCCAGGGGGCUUGCAGAGAUGGGGCCACAGUUCCCUGAUGAGAGUAGGGAGUCCUUGCUGGGACGGUGGGGAGUGGCCUUGUCUUUCUGAGGACCCUCCUCCCUCAGAGCCAGUCGUGCCAGGCUGUGCCUGGCAGCAGUCCCUGUGGUUGUAAUGGCCUCUCUAUCCCAGGCCUUAAGACCCCUGAGGCUCAAGUCAGCUCAGGUCUGUGCCCUGGUAGGCACUGCAGGUGCACAGUUUGUUUAGAUACUCCUGCCUCCCAAGCUCUUCUCCAGUUGCCUGAUUGGAGGCAGGCCUUGCAAGGAACCUCCCUCCGGGAAGAAGGCUUGCCCGUGCUCGUGUUUGCUCGUGUUUGCAUGUGGCUCUGUUGAGGACCCCGGCUGUGCCUGCGCUCCUGGUGCCCAGGUGGCAUGUGUCCUUCCUUUGGGUGGAAGACAAUGCUGAGCAUGGAAUCUUCCGGAUCCCUGGGGCUGCCCCGGCCCUGGUCUGGUGUCUCCCGUGGGCCCUGCUGAUGUGGCUUCCCUGGGUGGCACUGCUGCAGCCACCGAGCCCGGCUUUUCCCAGGUACCAUCUCCCGUGAUCCCCGCACGGCAGCACAACUUUCUGAUCAGCUCCCUGUGCUUGAGUCGAGGGCCAGUGCGUGUGGCAAACCAGAGCCCUGUGCUUGCAGACCCGGUCUCCAUCAGCCGCGUCGCAACUCCACAGACGUUAAGGCAGGGGCUUUGCCCCUUCAGAGGGGGCCGUGGCCACAGAGUGGAGGGGCUGGCCCAGGCAAGGUCAUGACAGAGCAGGACUUGACCCCAGCCCUCACCUCCGCCUGCCACUCCCACCCUUUCCUGAGUGGACUCUUCCUGCCCCACCUGGUGUGGGCACUGAGGAGUCCCCUUCCCUGGGCCACCUCCAGGCCUCCGUUCUAAUGUCAUUGCUGCCCACUGCCCACACCACGCGGAGCCCUCGGCACGUCUGGCAGCCCAGCGCCCAUCCCUGCAGCCUCUGCUCCUCUGCAGGCCCUGGGCUCAGGCUCCCUGGGCUUGCCUUUGGGGGGUGUCCUCAGGGCGGGGGCGGCUGGGCCUCCAUCUGUAAUUGCCUUCUGUUGUCUUGAU
Molecule: messenger RNA, 9401 nt
Organism: Homo sapiens (human)
Lineage: Eukaryota; Metazoa; Chordata; Mammalia; Primates; Hominidae
Gene: TSNARE1
Product: t-SNARE domain containing 1
Exons: 14
Coding region: 3621-6359 (912 amino acids)
Biological process (GO): vesicle-mediated transport
Cellular component (GO): membrane
Source: RefSeq, a predicted model, not a curated record